AUGAGACAAGAUUUGAGCGAAUGUGAUAAAGGAGAGAUGUGGGUAGGUAGUAGUGGUAGUAGUGGUAGUAGUGGUAGUAGUGGUAGUAGUGGUAGUAGUGGUAGUAGUGGUAGUAGUGGUAGUAGUAGUGGUAGUAGUGGUAGUAGUAGUGGUAUAGUUGAUUCAUGA
Molecule: messenger RNA, 168 nt
Organism: Sclerotinia sclerotiorum 1980 UF-70
Lineage: Eukaryota; Fungi; Ascomycota; Leotiomycetes; Helotiales; Sclerotiniaceae
Exons: 1
Coding region: 1-168 (55 amino acids)
Source: RefSeq, a predicted model, not a curated record